UUGCACAGCUGUAUUUGGCAGUUUGCUUGGUCCGAUCAUAAAGUGCACUCCCGAUCAAUAGAUUAAUUUUUGGUUUAAAAUUAUAAAAAAAUAUACCUUUGUGCAUAGAGUAAUACGUACUGGUAGGAUGACUGAUACAUGUGCUAAGAAACGUAGCAUUUCAGAAGAAUGUGAAGAUCAGGAGCCGAAGGAAACCGUAGAGGACAACGCCAAUGAUGAUGAUGGUUGGAUUGGUCCUAUGCCAGAGGAGCAGUCCGCAGCAUCAAAACCCAAAAAGCGGAAGGUGUUACCAUAUGAAAAAGUAUAUUUAGAGAAUCUGCCAAACGCCGAAAGCUACGAAAAAAGUUAUAUGCACCGCGAUAUAAUAACACAUGUAGUAAGCACAAAGACGGAAUUUAUUGUGACAGGAAGUUGUGAUGGGCAUUUAAAAUUUUGGAAAAAAAUGGAAGAGGGCAUCGAAUUCGUAAAGCAUUUUCGAAGUCACUUAAUGUCAAUUCACUCUUUAACCACCAACACGAGUGGUACGCUUCUCUGCUCGGCCUCCGCAGACAAAUGCGCUAAAAUUUUCGAUGUGGUCAACUUUGAUAUGAUAAACAUUAUUAAACUAGGGUUUACUCCACUUUGUACAGAAUGGAUUCACUCGCCUGGCGAUGCUGUUCAUAGUUUGGCAGUCGCCGACAAACACAGUAAUAAUAUUUUUAUAUAUGAUGGUCAAGGCAAUGGGGAUGUUCUACACACUUUGGGAAAACUACAUUCCGCGCCAGUAGUAGCAAUGUGUUAUAAUUUGUCGUUUGAAACUGUUAUUUCAGUGGAUAAAAACGGCAUACUAGAGUAUUGGCAAAACUCUAAACAUGACUACAAAUUUCCGCAAAAACUCGUAACGUUCGAUUCAAAAUUGGACACAAGUUUAUUCGAUAUUGCGAAAAACAAAGCUCUGGUCACUGGUCUUGCCGUAUCACCUGAUGGUCGACGAUUCGCAGUUAUAUCAAAUGAUCGAAAAGUAAGGUUAUUCCAAUUUAGCACUGGCAAAUUGAUACGUGUCUUUGAUGAAGCUCUGACUACAUAUACACAAAUGCAGCAAACUCCACAUGCAUUGCCGAAUAUGGAAUUUGGCCGAAGAAUGGCUGUAGAACGUGAUUUGGAUAAGUCGGAAUUCAACACAAGCAAUAAUAUACUCUUUGACACUAGUGGACAUUUCAUAAUGUAUCCAACCAUGCUAGGUAUUAAAGUAAUUAACAUUGAGACAAAUAGAUGUGUGUCAAUACUGGGUAAAACGGACAAUAUACGGCCACUAAAUAUAGCGCUAUUUCAGGGUAAGGCGAGGAAAUCAAAGGCAGCUAUUACAUUAGAACAAGAGGCUAGCGACAAUCCUACCUUGCAAUCCAUAGCCAAUGACCCCACAAUAUUUUGCGCUGCAUACAAGAAACCGCGUUUCUAUCUAUAUAGUCGACGUUUACCCUCCGACUUACAAGAUGUGGAUCGAGAUGUAUUCAAUGAAAAACCAUCAAAAGAAGACAUAAUAGCCGUGCCAGAAGGCCAAGGUACACAACGGGUAUACGAAAAUGCCAUUUUGCACACGACAAUGGGCGACAUACAUAUGAAACUCUUCUACAAAGAAUGUCCCAAGACUGUAGAGAAUUUUUGCGUUCAUUCAAAAAAUGGUUACUAUAAUGGUCACAUCUUUCAUCGAGUUAUAAAAGGUUUUAUGGUACAAACUGGUGAUCCUACGGGCACCGGCACAGGUGGUAAAUCGAUUUGGGGGCACGAUUUUAAAGAUGAAUUUGUGCCUAGUUUAAAACACGAUCGUCCUUACACCGUGAGCAUGGCCAACGCUGGGCCCAACACCAAUGGUAGCCAGUUUUUCAUAACAGUGUUACCGACCCCUUGGCUGGAUAAUAAACAUACAGUGUUUGGACGUGUAUUUCGCGGUAUGGAAGUUGUACAAAAUAUUUGCAAUGCAAAAGCAAAUCCUAAAACUGAUAAACCUUAUGACGAUAUAAAGAUUAUAUCUAUUCGGCUAAGCAAUUAACAUUAUAGAUAAUUCAAUUUUAAGAUAUUUUUACAAAAUACAUUUUAAAGAAAUAAAAUUUUGCCGUUUAAAUAACACAAAAUAAAAGAAGAAAUCUAUUGAACUUCCGGCAUAGGUACAUUAAACUUUUUUACUUACCACUCAAGGCUUAUGGAAAUAUAAACUAACGAAAUUUAUUAG
Messenger RNA from Anastrepha obliqua, 2209 nucleotides. RefSeq names its product peptidylprolyl isomerase domain and WD repeat-containing protein 1. Gene Ontology annotation, molecular function: protein binding; peptidyl-prolyl cis-trans isomerase activity. Gene Ontology annotation, biological process: protein peptidyl-prolyl isomerization. The coding region runs from base 128 to 2029 and encodes 633 amino acids. The record is from RefSeq and is a predicted model, not a curated record. The transcript is spliced from 10 exons. NCBI's taxonomy places the organism in Eukaryota, Metazoa, Arthropoda, Insecta, Diptera, Tephritidae.